Molecule: messenger RNA, 573 nt
Organism: Plasmodium gaboni
Lineage: Eukaryota; Apicomplexa; Aconoidasida; Haemosporida; Plasmodiidae
Product: putative alpha-tubulin N-acetyltransferase
Exons: 9
Coding region: 1-573 (190 amino acids)
Biological process (GO): alpha-tubulin acetylation
Cellular component (GO): microtubule
Molecular function (GO): tubulin N-acetyltransferase activity
Source: RefSeq, a predicted model, not a curated record
AUGGAAAUAUUUAACCACAUUGAUAUAAAGAAAUUUACAAGAGAAGAUUUACUUUACCUCAAGAACAACAAUUAUGUCUUAUUUAAUAUGUUUCAAAAGCAAGUUGACGAAAUAGCUUGCUUGUCCAGUAAGGAACAAAAAUUGUAUGGAUCCUUAACGUCUAUUAAUAAUAUAAUAAAUGAAAAUUAUACAAUAUAUUGCUUACUACACAAAGACGGUUUAAUAGGAUUCAUAAAAAUAGGUCAGAAGAAUCUUUAUUUAUAUGAUAAAAUUAAAUUACAUUAUGGAAAGUGUACAUGUGUGUUAGAUUUUUAUAUAUUGGAGAAAUUUCAAAAAAGAGGCCUGGGAAUAAAAAUUUUUAAUUUCAUGUUAAAAGACAACGACAUUUCUCCUUUUUGUUUAUGUUAUGAUAAUCCUUCUUAUAAACUGCAAAACUUUUUGAAGAAAUAUUUUUCUCCAUGUGUUUUAAUUAAACAACCCAAUCAUUUUGUUAUUUUUUCAAAUUAUUUUAAGAAUGUAUCGAGAAGAAAAUUAUAUGAGAGAGAAUUUCUAAUUAAUAUGCGUAUUAAAUAA